ACUGCGUUUGAGCUCCGUCACUAUAUUCUUUUCAUUGACUAUUUUUAACUUAAAAAUCAAUUUUAUACAUCAUUGUUUCCGUUUAUAUAACGCGUGAAUAUAUCCUCUAUUGUAUUCUACAACAAAAACAAUCAGAGCGCCUCGCUAUCACUAGUUUUAUUUUGAUCUCCCGGGUCCGCUAUUAGCUUUUAGCCAGUUAGCAUCAGCAAGCGUGUUUGCUGCUAACUGCGCUUACAUUGCUAAUACUCUAUUCUCACACAUUACCACUGCUGUACUCACUGUUACUUGCUUUAAUGGCGGAUGAAUGUCUCCACUCUGUGCAGCUCGAGCUCGAGGCCGUGGGGAAGCAGAUUCGCGACCUGGAACAGAAGCAGGCCCAGCUGAGAGAGCGGAGAGCCGCGCUGGAAUCAUCCCGGGCUGACGCUCACAAGUCCGGGGCCCGGUGCACCCAGGACGCGAUCUUCCCAGAUGUCCUUCACUGCGACGCCGGGACACCACGGACCCUGGGUGCAUCCACAGCGGAGGACGCGAGCCGGGUCCCGGGCGACUACUUCUCCCCCUCCUGCCUUCGAGCUCUCCAUCCAGAACCGCUUCGCUCCCCUCCGCGAGACAGGACGCGACGCUGUGAUCAUCGGAGACUCCAUCGUCCGACACAUACCCGCGAUCCUGAAGGACGGCGAGAGCCCCAGAGUGGUCGUGCUUCACGCCGGGGUUAACGACACCACGCUGCGGCAGACGGAGACGCUGAAGAGGGACUUCAGGAGCCUGAUCGAGACGGUUCGCAGCACGACGCCCGCGGCGACGAUCGUCGUGUCAGGACCACUGCCCACGUAUCGACGAGGACACGAAAGGUUCAGUAGACUUUUUGCUUUAAAUGAAUGGUUGUUGUCAUGGUGUAAAGAACAGAAACUGCUAUUUGUUAAUAACUGGAAUCUUUUCUGGGAGCGUCCUAGACUGUUUCGCGCUGAUGGAUUACACCCCAGCAGAGUCGGAGCGGAGCUGCUCUCUGACAACAUCUCCAGGACACUUCGCUCCAUGUGACUAGUAAGACAAUUCUCAAAUAACCAUUAUGAUGAGUUUUGUUCUAACCGCUUAAAUGCUAAAGGUACUUGCGCUGUAAAACCUAUUAAGACUGUGUCUGUUCCCCGAAUAGUGAGGUCAAAAUAUAAAUAUAAUGUAGGAUCUAGAAAAAAUCUUAUCGUAAUUAAACCAGAAAAAUGUAAAGUAAAUGAACAAAAACAAUUUUUAAAGUUUGGGCUCAUAAAUAUUAGAUCACUCGCACCAAAAGCAGUUAUUGUAAAUGAAAUGAUCACAGAUAAUAGUUUUGAUUUACUCUGCUUGACUGAAACCUGGCUAAAACCAAAUGAUUAUUUUGGUCUAAAUGAGUCUACUCCACCAAACUACUGUUAUAAGCAUGAGCCCCGUCAGACUGGUCGUGGCGGGGGUGUUGCAACAAUAUAUAGUGAUAUUCUCAAUGUUACCCAGAAAACAGGAUACAGGUUUAACUCUUUUGAAAUACUUCUGCUAAAUGUUACACUGUCAGACAUGCAAAAGAAAUCUAAUGUAUCUCUUGCUCUGGCUACUGUGUAUAGACCACCAGGGCCGUAUACAGAAUUCCUGAAAGAAUUUGCAGAUUUCCUCUCAGACCUUCUAGUUACAGUUGAUAAGGCGCUAAUCAUGGGAGAUUUUAAUAUUCACGUUGAUAAUGCAAAUGAUACAUUAGGACUUGCGUUUACUGACCUAAUAAACUCCUUUGGAGUCAAGCAAAAUGUCACCGGGCCCACUCAUCGUUUUAAUCAUACACUAGAUUUAAUUAUAUCGCAUGGAAUCGAUCUUACUGCUAUAGAUAUUGUACCUCAAAGUGAUGAUAUUACAGACCAUUUCCUUGUAUCGUGCAUGCUGCGUAUAACUGAUAUUAACUAUAUGUCGCAGCGUUACCGUCUGGGCAGAACUAUUGUUCCAGCCACCAAAGAAAGAUUCGCAAAUAACCUGCCUGAUCUAUCUCAACUGCUAAUUGUACCCAAAAAUACACACGAAUUAGACGAAAUUACUGACAACAUGGGCACUAUUUUCUCUAAUACAUUAGAAGCUGUUGCCCCAAUCAAAUUGAAAAAAGUUAGAGAAAAACGUACUGUACCAUGGUAUAACAGUAAUACUCACUCUCUCAAGAAAUUAACUCGUAGUCUUGAACGCAAAUGGAGAAAAACUAACUUAGAAGUUUUUAGAAUUGCAUGGAAAAACAGUAUGUCCAGCUAUAGACAGGCUCUAAAAACUGCUAGGGCAGAGCAUAUACACAAACUCAUUGAAAAUAACCAAAACAAUCCUAGGUUUUUAUUUAGCACAGUGGCUAAGUUAACAAAUUACCAGAUGCCACCUGAUUCAAAUAUUCCACCAACGUUAAAUAGUAAUGACUUUAUGAAUUUCUUCACUGAUAAAAUAGAUAACAUUAGAAAUACAAUAGCGAAUGUAGAUUCUACAGCGUCUAACACUUCAGUUUCAUCCAUCGCACCCAAAGAUAAACUGCA
Carassius gibelio (silver crucian carp) is the source of this 2525-nucleotide messenger RNA. RefSeq lists its product as uncharacterized. NCBI's taxonomy places the organism in Eukaryota, Metazoa, Chordata, Actinopteri, Cypriniformes, Cyprinidae. The transcript has 3 exons. The record is from RefSeq and is a predicted model, not a curated record. Bases 294 to 716 code for a protein of 140 amino acids.